This is a messenger RNA of Habropoda laboriosa, 1014 nucleotides long. RefSeq names its product acyl-CoA Delta(11) desaturase-like. The transcript has 5 exons. The record is from RefSeq and is a predicted model, not a curated record. Gene Ontology annotation, biological process: unsaturated fatty acid biosynthetic process. The coding region runs from base 1 to 1014 and encodes 337 amino acids. NCBI's taxonomy places the organism in Eukaryota, Metazoa, Arthropoda, Insecta, Hymenoptera, Apidae. Gene Ontology annotation, cellular component: endoplasmic reticulum membrane. Gene Ontology annotation, molecular function: stearoyl-CoA 9-desaturase activity; iron ion binding.
AUGUGUAGCUCAACGGUGGUGACUCGGUGCGAGGAGGAGAAGAAGAAGGACGGGAGCGAGAGGACGGAGGAGAAAGACGUGGAACCGUUUCCGUUGGCGGGGAAACGAGCCCCGACUAGCCAACCGAUAAUAUGGCGGAAUGUGAUUGGUAUCAUUGUGCUUCAUUUCCUCGCCAUUUACGGUUUCGCGAGCGGUUAUCGGGACGCGAAGCUGUGGUCGUGGGUUUGGAAUAUUACGUACGGAGUCGUGGCUGGUUUGGGAAUAACGGCGGGGGCUCAUCGACUCUGGGCGCAUAAAAGUUAUUCCGCCAAGAUUCCCCUGCGAAUAUUUUUAGCUACCUUAUAUUGCAUGGCUGGCCAGACGCAUUUUUACAAAUGGAUACGAGAUCACAGGACGCAUCACAGAUACACGGAAACAUGCGCGGAUCCCCACGACGCGACUCGUGGAUUUUUCUUCUCUCAUAUUGGCUGGCUGAUGGUUAAACGGCACCCGGCCGUGAAGGAAUACGGUAGUAAAAUCGAUAUGAGCGACAUCGCUGCGGAUCCUGUAAUAAAAUUCUUCGACAAGUAUUACGAGAUCAUUAUGGUCUCCCUGUGCUUCGUUCUGCCGAUAUUGUUGCCGGUGCACGCGUGGGGCGAGACUUGGUUCAUAAGCGUUCACGCGGCAUUCAUCCGCUACGUCUGGUCGUUGCAUGCCACUUUUAUCGUGAACAGUAUCGCUCACAUGUGGGGAAAUCGACCGUACAACAGGAGGGUCAAGCCGACGGAGAACCCGGCCGUGUCUUUCUUCGCACUGGGUGAAGGUUGGCAUAAUUAUCAUCAUUCUUUCCCCUGGGAUUACAAGGCUGCCGAGUUGGGCGCGUACGGCUUGAAUGCAACCACCGGUUUCAUAGAACUGAUGCAGUAUCUAGGAUUGGCUUACGAUCUGAGAACACCUAGGAAGGAGCUGGUCGAUCGAACAACCGUAAACAAAGGAGAUGGUACCGAUAGUCUAUGGGGCUCCAGAAGACACUGA